Fonticula alba is the source of this 4436-nucleotide messenger RNA. RefSeq lists its product as hypothetical. Gene Ontology annotation, biological process: signal transduction. The transcript is spliced from 9 exons. NCBI's taxonomy places the organism in Eukaryota, Rotosphaerida, Fonticulaceae. The record is from RefSeq and is a predicted model, not a curated record. The coding region runs from base 1 to 4413 and encodes 1470 amino acids.
AUGACCGCCACAGCGACCGCCUCCUCGCUGACGGACAUCGGCCGGGCCCUCCCGCCUGGCCGGACACCAGCCCCACCACCGGCCACGACGACGACCACGACGACGACGGCCCAGUGCACUAUCUGCGGCCUGCCCGUGAGCGAGCCCCCGUCCGCGUCUCGCCCCUCCCUAUCGGCAGCCUCGUCAGUGGCCUCGGUGGCCUCGCUCGGCAAGUCGCCAGGCCUCGGCCCGGACUCCACCAACACGGUCAUCAUCUCCGAGAGUCUGGCCACCCACCGUGAAUGCGUCCUCUUUUCCUCGCUCCAGGACCAGGGCAUCGACUCCGAGGAGCAGGUGUCCUUCUGGCGCCUCUUCUACUUCAAGGCCCUAUCGCGCGUGUUGGAGGCCGAGCCCCGGUCUCUGGAACUCGGCUUCCGCCUGAAUGAGUCGCUCAAUGCGCUCAAUGCCCAGAAGGCCGAGCUCGACAGCCGGGCACAGGAAAUCAAGACCCUUCGCGGCGCGCUGGCACACCAUGCAAACACCCGCGCUGACGGUCAGCCUGCACCGGCCCACUCGAUCGAGUCCUUCGAUACGGCGGCCAAGCUCCGGCACUUGGACUCUCGCCACCGGGCCGACAUUGCGGUCCUGCUGGGGCAUCUGAAUAUGCUUCAAACGUCGCUCACCAAGUUCACUCGUGAGCUCUCGGACUGCAUGGACGCCUUCCCCGAGCCGGGGCACAUCCCGCCACAGCUGGUGGACUUCCGCAACCGCUUUGGCGCCUUUGCCACCAUGGCCGCCUCGAGGCAGCCGCAGGACCUGUCCGGCCUGAGUAGGUCCUCGGGGUUCCUCCGGCCCGGGUCAUCGGGCCGGCGGUUCUCCAUUGCCGAUGCCUCGCCUCCAUCUUCCCCCCUGCCUUCGGGCCCCGGGGCCAGCCGCCGGCAUUCGGUGUCACACAUUGGCACGGAUCCCGACUCCGGGACCCUCUUCCUGCCCAGCACGCUGACCGCCCUCAGUGUCAUUGGGCUGACACAGCCAACGCGCGUGGCCCAGCCGGAUGAGCUGCCCACCAGCCUGGCCAAGCUGGUUCGCGAUCGCCGGCACUCGGUGGAUCUCGGGACAUAUCGCCAACGGCAGCUGGCCGCCCUGGCCAGCGGAACGGCCGGCAACAGCCCCUCCGGGUCGCCCCUUCUGGCGAAUAUCCUGACCAGCGACUCGGUGCCCGGCAGUCCCGCCGGGCACUCGGUCAUCCCCGGGUCGUCGGCCGCAUGGGCUCGGACCUCGGCCGAGCGGCGGCAGCAAUCGCACGAGUCGCUGGACUCCUCCAAGUCGCCGGACAGCUCCGCCUCGCCGGGUGCCUCUCAAGCGCCGCAGCCCCCCUCGAUCGGGCCGCGCCCGGCCGAAUCCAUCAUGAAGGUGGACAAUGGCCGGGCUGCUGUCCCCGCCACGGACCAGGCCCCUGGGGCCCGGGCACCGAAGGCGCAGCACCCGCUGCUGGCAAUGCUGGCCCGGCGGCCGUACUCGCCGCUGUCGCUCGAUGAGGCCAUGGCCCUGCUCUUGGCUCGGUUUUCCGGGCUCGACCGGGAGCUGGUCAAUUCGGCCACCAUCCCGUCGAAUGUGUGGGACACGGCCGGGGCCGAGGUGCGGCCUGGCGGGCGGCUGCGGCACUCAUCCUUCUGCGAUCCCCUGAUGCCCGGGUUGACGGGGGCCGUGCGCGUUCGCCAGCUGGCUGUCGGCCAGUCCGGGGUUCUCUACCCGCCGCAGGGGUCCCAGUCGGGGUCCGCCCACUCGCGGGGCCGGCGCUUUUCGCUGUCCCACCAGUCGGCCACACGCGCCGGGCUGGUGGACCCGGAGGCUGAUUUUGCCGGGCCCCGGCCGGUGUCCCACCCGUGGGUCAGCCUCUGGCUGCUACUCCAGGGCGAGAGGCUGUUCUUCUUCCACGAGUCGCGUCCCGGCCGCGGGGAGCCCCUCUUUUCCCUGUCCAUGGCCGGGCUCCGGGUGGAGGACAUGUCGGUGGGCAUGGAUCAGCCCGCGCCCGGGGAUGCGGUGACCCCGAUGGCCGGGGUGCCGCCGACCCCCGGCGCCUCGCCGGGGCUGCUCCCCACCGCGGGGCUUCUUCCCGGCGGCCAGACGCCCACCUCGCCCGUGACGCCGACCACCGGCGGCCGGGGCACCGCCCCGCCCAGUCACCUGGUGAUGCUCCAGUCCUCGAGUGAGGGGGAGUGGUUGCUGGAGCUGCCAGCCGUGCAGUACUCGCACUGGGUGUCGUACUUGCACUUGGCCAGUGGCUUGCGGCUGCUGCCGCUGCCUCCGCGGAGCCGGCGGCUGCCGCUCUACUUCGAUCUGGCCCGGUCGCCGGAGCUCCGGCCGGCUGAUUCGGACUCCGGCGGCCCGCCCGGCGGGGCCCCCGGGCUCGGGGACCGCCACGGGCGGCUGGAGGUCCUGGCCGGGGCCUUCUUCAUUCCCCAUGUGCUGGAGGAGACCCGGUCUUUCCUGAGCGUCCACCGCUGCGCCGUUUGCGCCUCCUACAUUUUGACCAAGUCCUACCGGUGUCGGUACUGCCAGCUGCACAGCCAUCUGUCCUGCUCGGCCCGCCUGCCGGCCGAUUGCUGCCUGCCCAGCAGCCUCGGCCAUCGGGGCUAUCUGGAGGAGGCGCCGGCAGCCGACUCGGAGGACUCGGCCCCGGCCGCCCCGGCCGAAGAGUCAACCCCCUCCACCGGGCGCCGGCGCUCGGUCCUUCUCAUGCGGCGCUUCAGCCUUGGUUCCAAGGCUGCCGAGCCGGAGGCCGACAUGCCGGCGCCUUCGGCCCCGUCGCCGGCUUCGGCCCCGGCCCUGCCAGUGGACCUGGUGGACUUGACUGCGGGCGAGGUGCCGGCGGUGGCCGGGCCGACGCCGCAUUCGGAGCCGGCAUCGCCAGCUCGGGCGUCGGGCGGCCGGCGGCCGUCCUUCCUCUCGCCCAAGCGCACGUCGACACCGCUGCCGCUGGUUCCGGCGUCGCCUUUGCGCGUGGACACGGCCGUGGCCAUCCCCCCGCCGCCCUCCUCGCCGCCGGGCUUUGGUGGGGGGUCUUCCUCGGCUGGAUUCUCGCCCGCAGGCGAGCGCCAGCUGACGACCCUGCCAUCGCGCCAGUAUGCCCUGGUGUUUGGCCCGCUCCUGGACCAGAGCACCUGCUCGAUCCCGGAGGCCUUGCUACUGACGGCGCCCAGCAGCCUGGAUUCCGACCUUUCCGAGGGGGAUCUCUCCCGGCGGGGCAGCUUGGUGGCGGCCGCGGCAGCCGGGUCCCGGCGCCGGCCCCCGCCUCGGUCCCCGGGCGAUGGCCCCCUGCCGGGGUUCUUCCCGCUGGUCCCGGAUGCGGCGGCCAGUGCCGCCGCGGCCGGGGGCCGGCUGCCGGUGGUGCUGGUUGUGUGUGUGCGAGCCAUCGAGCGCCGGCUGAUCAGUGCCGCGGUCGAGGCGUACGGUCCGGCGGGGCCGGGCUCCAAUGGCCUGGCCCUUGACGCGCUGCUGCCCCAUGUGUCGCCGAUUUUGAUCCACUACUUGCGAAAGACGGCGCAGGAUCGCGAUGCCCGGGGGUCGGUCCCUUCAUCCAGUCGAAACAGCAUCGCCUCCUCCCUUUCGGACAUCAGCAUCCAGUCGUCGGUGUUCUCGCUCGGGAGCGAUGUCUCGUCACUUAUGUUGGCCCCUGCCCUCGGGGGCCCUGGCCCGGCCGUACUCCAGGCCAGUCUGGUCGGCCUGUAUCAUCAGCCGGCCGACUCGCCGGCAUCGCUGCUGCGCGCGGCCAGCCAGGUGGCCGCCGUCUGCCAGGACGCCCUCGGCACGGACCUCGGCACGGCCGUUGACGACUCGGCCACCCCGCCGACCGAAACCUUCUCGCCGAUCGAGCAUCACUCCUCCGGCGUCAGUCCCCACUGCGUGGCGCACGUGCUGAAGCUUUGGCUCGGGUCCAUUUCGAGGGAUCUCUUCAGCCGGGCUCUGCUGGUGGAGCUGGUGGCCCUGCACGCGCUGCCAUCGGUGCAGGCGCUCCUGGCCACCGGUGCCGGUGACGUCUCCUGCGCCUCCUCCGGCGAUGGCCUGGGCGGUGCCUCUUCACAACAAUCUCUCGAUGCCGGGGGGGCUGGUCAGCAGGCACUGCCCCAGCAUCGCCGGCAAUGCGGGCAGUUCCUCCUGAACCGCGUUCGGCAAAUCCUGUCUCUCCGUCUGUCCGGCUUUGGUUUCGCCAUCGUCCGACAUCUUCUUGUCCAUCUUUCUUGUGUUUCCAAAUUCUCCCCCAUCACUCGGACCACAGCUCCGAUGCUGGCCCGCUCGAUGGCGCCCUUCCUCUUCUCGAUCGGCUCGCUUGAUGCCUCCCUCUUCCCGCGACUGGAGCCCCUCUUGGAGAUCAUGAUCAACCAGGCUCACACCCUCUUCAUUCAGUCACCACUCUGCCAUUGCACCACGUGAGCGGGGCCGGUGUCCGGUCGGAG